Molecule: messenger RNA, 3456 nt
Organism: Pseudozyma flocculosa PF-1
Lineage: Eukaryota; Fungi; Basidiomycota; Ustilaginomycetes; Ustilaginales; Ustilaginaceae
Exons: 1
Coding region: 1-3456 (1151 amino acids)
Cellular component (GO): cytoplasm
Molecular function (GO): metal ion binding; glycerophospholipase activity
Source: RefSeq, a predicted model, not a curated record
AUGACUUCGCAGAACCAGCCGGCGGCGCCGAGCCAAGACUCGGCCACGCCGACGGCCGAGCCGCUUCGGGAUGCGCCGACACCGACGUCUUCGGUCUCGGCCGCGCCAGACAAGCGUCCGAGAUGGCUCUACGCCAGGGGCAAGGGAUGGGCGACCUUUGCCGUCGAGGACGACAAGGCGCUCGAGGAGCGAUGGCAGCAGCUCGGCGGCGCACAGUGGGCCGAGAGCCUCGAGGCGGCCCAGGGCGAUGACGAGGACGACGAGGAUGGUACGCAACGACAGGGACAGGGUGACGGCCAAGGCGACGAUGCAGCAGAGCAGCCCAAGGCGAAGCGUCGACAGCGCCCGCCUAUGCCCACCGCACCGCCUUCGGGCGUCGAUGCCGUCCGCUCGGCCAUCAGCGGCGUCACAGACCUGCCCGGAAAGGCCAAGCGCACCAUCAAGCAGACCGCCGACCAGGCGUCGGGCGCCAUGUCGAAACCUACCGGCUCGGACACGCCGCUGACAAAGGUGGCAAAGGGAGCAAAGAAGGCGACGGAACACGAAGGCUCCGGCAGCGACGGUGUCAAGGCAAAGAGCGACGGCGACGACCGCAACACGGAUGCGGAUGGCAGCGACGCCCCCUCGUCCAAGCAAAAGGACGGGAAGACCAUGGUCAACGAGAUCCUGGACCCAGACCAGCCAGAGUCUGAGCGCCGCUCCAAGGUCGCCGUCAUGGAGGACAAGCUGUUCGACGUCGACCUCGAGCGCAUGGUCCUCUACCCAGUCUUCUGGAAGGGCGUGCUCCUGAAAGUGGUGCGCGCAGAGUGGUUCUACUCGUCCUCGACCGACGGCUCCUACGCGCCCAUCUCGUGGGACGAUCACCUCAGCGGAGAUCUCGACGCCGCCUACGACAAGGCAAGACCCUGGACACGCGGCGAGGACGCUGCCACCGACGUCAAGAAGCCCAAGGACGGCAAGCGCAGCGAUGCAAAACAGGGGAGCGACGAGGAAGAGGUGGUCGACAAGGACGACCUCGUCCCCCUGCCGAGCAUGGAAAAUCAGGGAAGGAUCCUCUUCGAGGACGCCGAGGUCGGACGCAUCUUUUCCGAGGACCUGCGAGGUCGCUUCCUCUCGGUGCUGGGCGGGUCCAUCGUCGUCCGCGGCUUCGACAAGGCCGAGGCCAUAGCCCGCCAGAAGUCGAGCGGCUCCUACCUGCCAUUUUCGCUGCCCUGGGCCGCCGACGAUGAGGACGCCUCGGACGACGAGUCGGGCGAUCAGGCCGGGGACGCCAAGCAGCGCCGGCAGGAGCAGGGCUCCACCUUUGGCGCCCGCAGCGCUUCGAAGAGGGAGGGCGCGGCUCGCCCGGGCGGCAAGCCUCCUGCAGGUGGUGGUGCCGACGAGUCGAGCCCCUCAAAGGCCAGCGGAGAUGAUACGGACGAGCGCAAGUCGUUUGCGUCGCGUUUGUGGCCAUCGAGCGACUCCCUCACCCGCCCCGCCGUGGCGUUGCUGCGCAUGGUAGGCUACAGCAGGGACGACGCCGCCGAGGAGGGCAAGCGGCGGGUCAAGCAGAAGGCGACCGAGGACGAAGUGGACCGACAGCGCAACUCGAACACGGCGCAGGGAUCCGGCGGCGGGGAAAAGGUCGACGCGUCCAAGGAAAGCGACCAGCCCGAGAUCGACGAGGAUCUCAAGGACGAGCCGCCGGAGCUGGUGCUCGCCAUCCAUGGCAUCGGACAGCAGCUUACCGAAGACUUUGACGCUCUCGACUUUGUCUACGACGUCGAGCGGCUCCGCAACGUGUCCAACAAGCAGGCGGCCGACCCGGCGGUCCGCAGGCUGGCACGAGGGCGGAGGGCGCAGUACAUCCCCAUCUGCUGGCGUCGCGCGCUCAAGUUUGACGAGAAGCCCGAGGGCAACGACAACUUCUAUACCCUGGACGACGUGACCAACUCGGCCGCCAUCCCCAUCGUACGCAACGUCAUCAGCAAAGUGGUCCUCGAUGUGCCAUUCUACCUUUCUCACCAUCGCCAGAAGAUGAUCGAGUCCGUCACCGCCGAGCUCAACCGGACCUACCGCCUCUUCUGCCGACGCAACCCGGACUUUGAGAGGAAGGGCGGGCGCGUAUCGAUCAUCGGCCACUCGCUCGGCUCAGCGCUGGCGACCGACAUUCUAUCUGCGCAGCCGACGCGCGUGCCGCCGAUGCACGAGGUCGCUGAAGAGGACCCGGACCGGCUCAAGGAGAACAAGCACCUGCACUUCAACGUCAAGAACCUCUUCUUCAUCGGCUCUCCCGUGGGCUUCUUCCUCUAUCUUGAUGGCGGGCAGCUCAUCGCUCGGCGUGGCACCCUACGCAGCCGCGCGGAAGCCAAGGAAGGCGAGGAGGACGCCAGCUGGGAUGCACAGGGCAAGUACGGCUGCCUGGCGACCGAGACAGUCUACAACAUCUACAAUCCCACCGACCCGGUCGCCUUCCAGCUGGGAGCCACGGCGGACCGCACCUACGCCAGUAUGGUCAAGCCCAUCCCGAUUGCAGAUGCGGCCGGUGCGCUCCUCCAGGCCCUCGCCCUGCCGCGGCUGAGCGUGACGAGGAUCUUUGAAAAGUACGGCGAGCACCCGUUCAAGGGCGUCGGCAAGAUUGUCUGGCAGGCGCAGCGCUACGAGGAGGGCAACGACGACGAUGACGAGCCCGGAUCGGAGGACGGGGCGGCCGACAUCGACGAGAUCGCGGCGUCCGAAAGGCGGCUGCAGAAGGAGCGCGAGUUGGGACGCAAGAUCCUCGACUCUUCGCACUUCCUCAAGCAUGUCCGCAAGAUGAAGAAGCUCGACGAGGACGCCAAGAAGAAGCGGGAGCAGGCCGACCGAGAGUCCAAGGAGGAGGGCGAUGAAAAGGACGGCGACGAGGGCCGGGGCCACGACGAGCAGGACGGCGAGGCAGAUACCGACGACGGCAGUGACGGCGGGUCGAAGCAGGCGCUGGUAGACGAGCCAGCGCCCAUGGCAACCGAGGUCGGAACGCUACAGAAGCGCCUGCAACCGCGCCGAACACUCGACACGGCCAAGAAGCGCGGCCUUUCGCUGCAGACCGCCCCUUCCUCGCCCGAGGCGGGGCCGGAGGACGAGGGGCAGCACGUCGACCUCGACAUGCUCGAGCGGGGCGAGCGGCGCUUCCGCGCCCUCAACCCGCACGGCUGCAUCGACUUUAUGCUCGCGGGCUCGAUUGGCUUUAGCGAGUACCUCGACGCCCUCUCGGCCCACCUCCAGUACUGGACCCACCCGGACUUUGCCACUUUCGUCCUCACCCAGCUCUUUGCUGACUGGAGCGGCGGCGAUAACGUCACCGUCGUCCCCGACGUCGAGAUUCCGGGGAAGCCGGGGGAAGGGGAGGACGACGAGGAGCAGGAGGAAGACGAGGAUGAUCAAGAGGGAGAGGAAGAUGAAGAUGACGAGGACAGUGACGAGUUCGAGAAAGAGUAG